Messenger RNA from Polypterus senegalus (gray bichir), 2237 nucleotides. RefSeq names its product zinc finger protein 239-like. Gene Ontology annotation, biological process: regulation of transcription by RNA polymerase II. The transcript has 3 exons. The coding region runs from base 119 to 1294 and encodes 391 amino acids. Gene Ontology annotation, molecular function: DNA-binding transcription factor activity; RNA polymerase II cis-regulatory region sequence-specific DNA binding. The record is from RefSeq and is a predicted model, not a curated record. Lineage: Eukaryota; Metazoa; Chordata; Cladistia; Polypteriformes; Polypteridae.
GUAGUGUCCCAAAACUUGAGCAGUCAGCUGGAGGCAGAAAAGAAGACCCUGUGCUCGUGUGGUUGAGUGACUCGGCUUUGUCACAAUACUUGGAAAGAAAAAUCUGAUCGGUGUAUUUAUGACAGAAUUAAAUCCCGUUCCCGAGGAGGCAUCUACCAUUUACUGUAACACCAAGAUGGAUGUGAAAAAGGAGACAUGUGAGGCUGAAAUAAACACCAUGGAGAUAACUAGUGUGAAUAUUAAUGAGGAGGAUUUGAAAGUGGAAUCUGUUCACCCUAAACAGGAAAGUCUCCAGAUUAAAGAUGAGGCUUAUGAACUGGUAACUGUGGGCAUUAAAGAAGAGGCUGAGGAGACGUCCGUCGGCAUUGACACGCACAAAUAUAAAAUCAUGGAACACGACGACGUCAAGUUGAGGUCUAAAUCAUUACAGUCUGACACGGAGACAACUGAGGAUAUUUUGCCUGUUGGAACUCCUGAUGAUCAACCACCACCGACACAUCAGUCUGGAGAAAGAGACAAACCUCACUGCUGUUUUGAAUGUGGCAAACAAUUCUGUCACAAGAGCUCUCUUCAGAGCCACAAAAGAAUUCACACUGGAGAGAAGCCAUAUUGCUGUUUGGAAUGUGGCAAACAAUUCCGUGAGAGUAGUCAACUGCAGCGCCACAAAAGAAUUCACACUGGAGAGAAACCAUAUUGUUAUUCAGAAUGUGGCAAACAAUUCUCGUGUUCCACCACUCUUCAAAGUCACGAAGGAAUUCAUACUGGAAAGAAGCCAUAUUGCUGUUUGGAAUGUGGCAAACAAUUCUGUAACAGGGGUACUCUGCAGAGCCACAAAAUAAUUCACAUUGGAGAGAAGCCAUAUUGCUGUUUAGCAUGUGGCCAGCAAUUCUAUGACAAGAGCUCUCUUCGGAUCCACAAAAGAAUUCAUGCUGGAGAGAAGCCGUAUUGCUGUUCUGAAUGUGGCAAACGAUUCUCACGUAUCGCCAGUCUUGAGACCCACACUAGAAUUCACACUGGAGAGAAACCAUUUUGCUGUUUGGAAUGUGGCAAACAAUUCCGUAGCAAGAGUAACCUUCAGAGCCACACUAGAGUUCACACUGGAGAGAAAUUGGAGAGAAAGAAGAGGUAUUGCUGUUCAACGUGUGGCAAACAGUUUCGUGACAGAAGUGAUCUUCAAAGCCACACUAGAAUUCACACAGGAGAAAAGCCAUUUUCAUGCUGGGAAUGUGGCAAAAGAUUCUGCGACAGGAGGACUCUUCAGAAACACUCCAGAAUUCACAUUGAAGACAAUUGAGAAAGGGAGGGAGAGAGAAAAGCCAUAUUGCUGAAGAGAAUAUCGCAAACAAUUCCCUUACAAGAGUUGUCUUCCAAAACGCAAUGGAGUGAAUUUGGAAAGAGAGAAGCCAUAGCACUGUCCAUUACAGGAGUCUUCGGAGACGCAGUGUAAUUCAUACGGGAGAGAGGGAUCUGCAGAUACACACAUGAUAUCACACAGAGUUGAAUCAUAUUGCUCUUUGGAAUGUGGAAAACAAUUCUAUGAGUUAUCUUCAAAGGCACACUAGAAUCUACACUAAAAAGAAGCCCUGAGGACCGAGUCAAAAGUCAUCCACCUAACUACUCAAAGCUUGUUGACUGCAUUUAUGUUGUGGGCUUUAUUGUUUAAAGUCCAAACUAAAUCUUAUUAAGGCAAACUACUUUUAGGGAACGUAAAACUAGCAGCAGUAGUGCAACAUCUUCUGAUGAACCUUUGUGGUUACCGACUAGAUGGGCAGUGUUGCUGGUUCCACCACUAUAGACCAGAGACUCAUUAAAGCCUAGAUCGAAGGAUUGAGAUUGCAAGUCGUUAACCAAAUGUGCAACAGAUGACAAUGCAGUGUUGUAUGUUAACAUAUUGUGGCCUGCAGGGGGAGCUCCUGUUGUCCAAACCUGACACAGACAGAUGCACACACAUUUUAAAUAUUUUGUUUUUCUUUUUCCUCAUGGGAAAUGCCUUCCCCCAUUUCCCAACUGUAUAGUACAGUUUAAGCACUAGAACACGGCACAAAACACUUUAUUUCUGCCUUUGUUAUUGUAUGCAGCAACAGUUCUUUAAAUAACUUGACAUAUUGGUAUCUCAUGAAUCUGUUACCAUUUAUUAAUGGUUAUGUACUGUGUGGAGCCUGUUAAUGAAAAACUUGUAAUCCCGGCCCACCUUAAAUCCCUUUGGACCUCUCCAUCAGCGUCUUUUGUUUUGUAAA